UGCCGCAUGCGGCAAAAUGUUGCCCACUACCAUCAUCGUCAGAUCCCAAUUCUCAUCAUUCUUUGUUGUGAUUUUGUCACUUAAUAUCUCGAAGAACCCGGGGGCCUAUUCCAAAUGACUGGUAACAUGAGUUUUCCAGGUCCUAACUCAUCAGCACACUAUGUAAACUCAAGAUAAUGAAGAUGCCGCAUCCAAGAUGUGUUGAGCCCGAAACUGGUAUCAGGACUAGGUAACCGUAUGGAUCCUGCUUAUUUUUGGGUAUUCUCAUUACAACCUCGCAGCUCGCAAACCGACAAUCGUCGUAAUGACUCACAUAGAGGGUGACAAUGAACUUCCCGAGUACACCUCACGAGCCAGCAGCAGCGUGGCUCCACUGGGCGCCUUAACCCCUGGUUCCGAACACACUGUAUCGCUUGAAGACAGCAAGGGACACAAAUGGCUUCUCCUUUCAGUGAAAAGUCGCGCUCCUGUGCCAGAGUCUUUGCCAGCAUUCUGUGCGGGUGAUCUUAUCUCAGGGAGCGUAACUUUAGACAUUUUGAAGUCGGAAUCACCCAAGGCUAUUGUAGUAACAGUGACGGCUGCGACUACCUUAAUUGGACAGGAAGGACAAGAUUUUCUUGUCAUCGAGAAAGUAUUGUGGAAUCCAGCGACGGCCCUUCCUGAUGGACCCGUAGUGCCCAGACUCGAGAAAGGCCAUUACGCAUGGCCUUUAGAAAUAGCACUCCCAAACGAGACGGAAGUUCUGGAUUGUAAAAAGAAGAAGAUCUUUCCCCUUCCGCCUUCCUUCACAGAGCGAGCCAGUCCCGCUUACAUUAAUUACAAGAUUACUGUCAUCGUUAAGCGGGGCGCAUUCAGGGUGAAUCAAACUUUAGCCACGGAUUUUGGAUAUGUCCCAAUUACGAAACCGGAACUCCCAUCUCUUAUGAUGCAGAAAGCAUGCAAAGAAAACAUUCCAUUUGUUGGUCCUGAAGGUGAUCCGGAGGGCUGGUACAUUCUUCCAUCAGUCACUAUUACAGGCACUCUUUUUGGUUCCAAGAGGGGGGAUGUCGAUUUUAACCUAGCGCUAGCCAAACCACUCAAUUAUGCCCGUGGUUCUGCGAUGCCGCUAUGGCUAACUUUCACAAGCACAGACGAGCAAGCUCUCGAUUUACUCGCCAAUAACCAAGCCGUCCGUAUUUUCCUGCAGCGAUCACUGGCUACAGGCUCGGACGCAACAAGUGAUUAUGCCGGGAAGCACACAGACAACUUCUUCGUUAGCACAAUAGCACGUGCUGUUUUCUGGCCAGCAACAGACGCGAGUACCACGGGCAAGCGGGUUCUCCAAGGUGAAGUGAACUUAAAAAAGACAUUCAAACAGAGUGUCAUCUUCCCCCGAUUUUCUGUGAGGUACCAUCUAGAAGUUCAUCCUUUCGAAGCAGUUGGCUUCGUACAUGCACCGCAUGUCACCGGCCCACUGCUGACACAACCAGUUGGUGUGACAUCUCUGCACGCAACUGGCAUUGUGAUGCGCUCCCUUGCACCACCCGAGUAUGCAAAGGAAAUUGAAAAUUUCGACAACUCCGUAGGUUUACUGGAGAAUGGAAACCAGCGCUUCUACCAUCACGGAGGGCUCGGAGUAUCCUAAUACGUAAUGGGGAGGUGGGAAUUGCUAUCGAAUCCUGUGUUGCAACUUGGGUAUGUAUGUAUAUGUAUCUCCUGGUAUUUGAAUAGGUGUUGUACCUUAAAUGUAAAGUGAUUAUAUAUCACUCUCCAAGACCCAUGAGGAGCAAGGUCUCAAAAGUCUCAUCACUCUUCUUGUCACACGUCCCCCCUGCGCCAACGCCUCCAAG
Molecule: messenger RNA, 1829 nt
Organism: Suillus bovinus
Lineage: Eukaryota; Fungi; Basidiomycota; Agaricomycetes; Boletales; Suillaceae
Exons: 8
Coding region: 305-1624 (439 amino acids)
Source: RefSeq, a predicted model, not a curated record